Messenger RNA from Acytostelium subglobosum LB1, 1002 nucleotides. RefSeq lists its product as hypothetical. The record is from RefSeq and is a predicted model, not a curated record. NCBI's taxonomy places the organism in Eukaryota, Evosea, Eumycetozoa, Acytosteliales, Acytosteliaceae. The transcript has a single exon. The coding region runs from base 1 to 1002 and encodes 333 amino acids. Gene Ontology annotation, molecular function: protein binding.
AUGGGUACACAACAUCCAAAUCUAAAUGAUAGCAAAGAGGAUCUGUGGCAGAGACUCAAGCGACACUGUAAAGAGAUGCAGGCCAAUGCGCAGAACGAACUCAACAUCACCAACUUCUACGCAGAGCUGCACACAUACAUGAUGGCUGAGGAGCACAAGGUCAAGCGGCCAGUCAUCACCGAGAAGGAAUUCAUCGAACGAUCGAUGACACUGCUCAUCGAGAGACUACGCACAAUGAUGUUGUUGCAAGAGAACAUGGAUGAUAACACGCCCAUUGCAUCAUUGAUCAGUCUCAAGAUUGACGAGAACGAUAUGAAAGAGAUGGUGGAUUCGAUCGAGACCUGCCAGACUCUGGAGGAGUUUAGCGCCACACAUGGGAAGAAGUUGCUGGCUUCGGCUCAUCCAGAUGGUGCAGACGUCCAGCCUCUCAGCAAGGAGCAGCGCGACCUGCAGUUGCUGUUCCUGAUGCAUCGUUACACGUUGGACUGCAAGGAGAAGGUGGAGAGGACUGGACAGAGAUUUAAUGUCAUCUUCCUCGAGGAGACUCUGAAGAGCAUCAAGCAACAGCUGCGACUGGGGCACGCACCCACCGAUGGCGACACUGGCGAGAGCAAUGUCAGGUUCAGACGUACGAUCGAGAGCUUCCCCAGACAGACUCGCGCCAAGAUUGAAACAGAGCCAUUCAGAUGUGGAGGCGUCGAGUGGUAUCUAGAGGUGUAUCCCAAGGGCAAUCAAUACUCCAACUAUCUGGCCGUGUUCCUUUGCAGCAGACGCCCACAUGAGGUUCCAAUGGAGGUCAAGUUCUCGGUGGGCAUCGUCGAUCAAGAGACCAAUGGUGUUGUGCUCCUGAGGCGAUGCGUCGACACCACCAAUACAACGACCGCUACCAGAGUAGGAUGGGAGCAGUUUGUAAACCUUGGUCACAUUUGGAAAAAGAUCGAUAGUCUUGUCAAGGAUGGUAACCUGGUAAUCGAUGUCAGGAUAACAUCAUUGGAGCCUUAA